Messenger RNA from Botrytis cinerea B05.10, 2162 nucleotides. RefSeq lists its product as hypothetical. The coding region runs from base 223 to 1881 and encodes 552 amino acids. Gene Ontology annotation, cellular component: mitochondrion. The transcript has 2 exons. The record is from RefSeq and is a predicted model, not a curated record. Gene Ontology annotation, molecular function: catalytic activity; FAD binding. Lineage: Eukaryota; Fungi; Ascomycota; Leotiomycetes; Helotiales; Sclerotiniaceae.
GACAAUUUUUUUCAAUCUCAUGAAAUCCUCAAGAUUCUAAACUUACAAGAAAAUAUGUAUCUUUCCCAAAAGCCCCAAAGUUGAAAGUUCACUCAGACGUGCAACAAAACUUUUGGCAGAGAUAGACUAAUAAGCUUGGAUAAAGCUCGCCAUUGUGACCCCACUCUUAAUUUCUUCCCCUCAAGAUUUUGGGAAGCCUUCUUCAACUUGGACAUUGCAAACAUGGCAGUUCGAUCACGCAUUGCUCUCGCGGCCCGCAGGGCUAGAGUAUCGCCGGCGUCAUCUUCAUGCUCGAAAAUAAGAUCGUUACGACCAUUGACUCAAACUCGAUGGCAAAGUACCGCCAGUACGGAGGACACUGAAGGGAUAGCCAAAGGAACAACUGGCACAUCGAAGACCAUAAAAUUUACAUCCGAAACCUAUCCUGAUAUCAAACGAGACUCGAGGUUCGCAAAAAUCACCGAGGAAAAUGUGAAGUUUUUCAAGGAUUUACUAGGGAAGGAAUCUGCUAUUAUUGAUGGAGUUACAAAGGAUGCUACAGAUGAUCUUGAACCUUUCAAUGGAGACUGGAUGCGCAAAUAUAGAGGUCAUACAAGUUUAGUUUUGAAGCCUGGGUCCACCGAGGAAGUGAGCAGGAUUUUGAAAUACUGCAAUGAUAAUAUGCUAGCAGUUGUACCACAAGGUGGAAACACUGGACUUGUCGGAGGGUCUGUUCCUGUAUUCGACGAAAUUGUUAUCAACAUGAGCCGAAUGAACCAAAUUCGAUCGUUUGAUGAGGUCUCAGGUACUCUCGUUGUGGACGCUGGUGUUGUUUUGGAAGUCGCGGACAAUUAUUUGGCAGAGCGUAAACAUAUCUUCCCAUUAGAUCUGGGCGCAAAAGGAUCAUGUCAUAUUGGAGGUAAUGUAGCAACGAAUGCUGGAGGUUUGAGGCUAUUACGAUACGGAAGUUUGCACGGAAAUGUUCUCGGAAUUGAAGCAGUUCUACCAGAUGGAACAAUUGUGGAUGAUCUCUCCAAAUUGCGAAAAAACAAUACUGGUUAUGACUUGAAACAAUUGUUCAUUGGUGGUGAAGGCACAAUCGGCAUAAUCACUGGUAUCUCAAUCAUUUGUCCUCAGCGAUCAAACGCUAUCAAUGUUGCAUUCUUUGGUCUCGAAUCUUUCGAAAAGGUCCAAGAAGCUUUCAAAGAGGCGAAAGGUCAACUUUCCGAAAUCCUCUCUGCUUUCGAACUUAUGGACAGCCACAGCCAAGAUUUAGUUCAAAGAGUAACAAAAAACAAAAGACCAUUGGAGGGUGAGUAUCCUUUCUAUUGUCUCAUCGAAACCAGCGGUUCCAAUUCCGAACAUGACCAAGAGAAACUGAAUAAUUUCCUCGAACAUGUCAUGGAGAAAGAAAUCGUCUCAGAUGGUACCUUAGCCGAGAACGCCACACAAAUCAAGGCUCUGUGGAGCUGGAGAGAAGGUAUCCCCGAGUCUCUUGGUCACUGGGGUGGUGUUUACAAGUACGACCUUUCCAUUCCUUUGAAAGAACUCUAUCAACUCGUUGAAGAUGUACGGGAAAAAAUCACUGAAGCUGGUCUCAUCGGCGACACUGAAGAUCACCCAGUCGUAGGCGUAGUAGGUUAUGGUCACAUGGGAGAUUCGAAUUUGCAUCUCAAUGUAGCUACUCGAAGCUACGAUAAAAGAGUCGAGAAAGUACUAGAACCAUUUGUAUACGAAUGGAUUGCGAAGAGAAAUGGAAGUAUCAGUGCUGAGCAUGGGCUAGGCUUGGCAAAGAAGAAUUAUAUUGGAUAUAGUAGGAGUGAGACGAUGAUUGGAUUGAUGAAGGGGAUUAAGAACCUCUAUGAUCCUAAUGGAAUUAUGAAUCCAUAUAAAUAUAUCUGAGUGGAUAUGAAAAGGCUUGCGGCUGUAGUUUAGGACAACACCACAUGUUUAUAAGGGAGUUGGAUACCAUCUUUGUUAAGCGGGAAGAGAAAAGUCAAGUGAAUGAAGGAUGUUAUAUAUUCAUACUGUAUAUCAAAACUCUUGAAGUAUACAACACUCAUUAUGAAACAGCGAGACGUUUCAUGCACAACUGAAAGUUUUGACCUCAAGUACUGAAAUAACUUGAUGCUUGCUCAUUUACUUUGUACUCAUGCAUUGUAAAUAUCAGUAAUACCCUUUCA